CAACAACACACUAAUCAUCAAGAUCAUCAACAACAGCCUCUCAGUCCACUCCAAGAUAUCUUUCACUUUUCCACCCGGGACUGUUAAACAUUCAAAUCCGCAAUGUUCAAGUUUCUCCAGCCCAAGGUGCUUGACACCAUCACUCUUUUCCACAAGGCGAGCAACCCUGCAUCCAUCAGGAUUGCCACUCUCCUCAAGCAAGCCGCAGGCUCAGGUGCUGCUGUUUCCGACAAUGCGCCUGCCAAGAAGUCUGACUUUGAGCUCAACAUCACCGAGGAGGCACCCACCACUGAACAGCUCAGAACCAUGUUGGACUAUGUGGGCAAGACGGGCAUUUCAUCCAUCAUCAGUAAUGCCCAAAAUGAGACAGAAGCCCUGAAGAAGUUCAAGGAGAACGGUGAUAACCUCAAUAGACCCAUUGUGGUUGACUGGAACAACGGCAAGGUUUUCACUGGCGACAACGAGUCUGCCAUUCUCAAGUUGUUGGAGGGUCUCCCCAAGAAAAACUAAUGCUGAUGCGCAUUAUCCCCAUUUUUUUUUCCCUUUUUCCAAUUCUGUUCUUAUCAAGAAGAUACUCCUCUCCUCCCCGUCUGUUAUGUAAUCGGCAUUGUUGUCCGUGCUCCUCUCACCGAAGCACCUUUACUUUAUAGAUACCAAGUGGUUGAAUGAAGCAAGAAGAAGUCUUU
This is a messenger RNA of Neurospora tetrasperma FGSC 2508, 686 nucleotides long. RefSeq lists its product as uncharacterized. Gene Ontology annotation, molecular function: oxidoreductase activity. NCBI's taxonomy places the organism in Eukaryota, Fungi, Ascomycota, Sordariomycetes, Sordariales, Sordariaceae. The coding region runs from base 103 to 510 and encodes 135 amino acids. The record is from RefSeq and is a predicted model, not a curated record. The transcript is spliced from 3 exons. Gene Ontology annotation, cellular component: mitochondrion.